Messenger RNA from Protopolystoma xenopodis, 1011 nucleotides. Lineage: Eukaryota; Metazoa; Platyhelminthes; Monogenea; Polystomatidea; Polystomatidae. The record is from the annotation of a GenBank genome assembly.
AUGACUCGUGAAGAAUCGGACCAAAAACGACCUGCACCGAUAUUUCACCGUGCCUACACCGCCAAGCCCUCUAACCGAUCAGAGUCUCAAGACCAAAGAGUACAUAGAGUGACUUUGCAGACGCCUGCGAAGGCCUGCACAAGGAACGCACUCGCAACUAAGGCCGGGACUUCUAAAACAUCAUCUAUCGCCAAUAAAAGCCAGCUUCACGUUCAGGUCGAAAAUGAAAACAAAGGAGCUGUUUUAUCCAGCAUGCCAAUCCGUCUAGGUAGGGUUAAAUCAACGGAUCUAGACGAGCCGAUUGAACAUUACAAGCUACCUGUGACUCCAGACCUCAGGGGUGCAGACACGGGUCUUGGGAACGCCGGAAAUAUCAGCUAUUCAGUCCAGCGGCGAGCUACUCCAGUGGGUCCAGCUGAAGCUGCUGCAAUGGCAACCUCACUCUACGGAUCUGGUAAUAGUCUUGUUCGUCGCAAGACGCGACAGGAGUUAAUUGCACUUGUCGGCCUUCAAACCACCUCCAUAGAUGGCGCCGACGAGCUAGAAUCAAGACCAACCAGCCGUAACUUAUCUUCUCUCUCUACUAAUCUGAGAAAGCCGUUGACACAAAGUCCUUCACAUAAAGAAGAUCAAGGUCGGAUGCAUACAGCACACAUAAACCCCGAACAGGCGCUUCAACCCUCUGUGGACUGGCCAACUGCCGCCCCUGUUAUUCAUCCAACUGCUCUGCAGCAUCCGACAAUUAACGAUAGCUGGGACGGAGACCAAACUAAUGUUGACUUGUUCGUGAGUUGUAGAGAACCCUAUGGUCGCUGUGUGUCUGAUUUAACGACUCCCGGGACCGUGACAGACAAGGACGUUGCGGAUCGGCAGUCAGGGCUGCCCAGCGAUGCACUUUUCUUCUCUGUGACACAAUCCAAAGACCUUGUUACUACUUCAGAUGAGUCCACGAGUACUUGCCAUCUUCAUCAGGACCAUAAUGAAAGGUCGCCUUCCGUUCAGCCGAAAAAU